ACCCUAAUUCACUUUAGGUUUCUCUCAUCGGCCAGUGCUCACUGGGAUUACGAAUCUGAGUGAAAAUGGGACGUGCCGUCAAUGGAGUUGUUCUCUUGGCUUUGUUUUGUUUCAAUGUUUUUGUUGCGAAUGUGUCCGCGAGAGACGUUGUGAGCGAAAAAUACGAGGAGGAGAAAACGUUCUUGGGGAAAGGUGGCGGAUUUGGCGGUGGCGGAGGAGCCGGCGGUGGGUUUGGCGGUGGCGGCGGAGCCGGCGGUGGGUUUGGAGGAGGCGGUGGUGCUGGCGGUGGUUUUGGCGGUGGACACGGCGGAGGAGCUGGAGGAGGGAUCGGAGGUGGUGCCGGCGGAGGUUUUGGCGGUGGACAUGGUGGAGGAGUCGGAGGUGGUGCUGGCGGUGGUGCCGGCGGCGGCUUUGGUGGUGGACACGGUGGAGGAGCCGGAGGAGGGAUCGGAGGUGGUGCUGGAGGUGGUGCCGGCGGGGGUAUAGGUGGAGGAAUUGGCAAAGGCGGUGGAUUCGGUGGCGGAAUUGGAAAAGGCGGUGGCAUUGGUGGGGGAAUUGGAAAGGGUGGGGGCCUUGGAGGCGGUGGCGGAUUUGGUAAAGGAGGAGGCAUUGGCGGCGGAAUUGGCAAAGGUGGUGGAAUCGGCGGUGGAAUCGGAAAAGGAGGAGGAAUUGGUGGCGGUGGAGGAUUUGGUAAGGGAGGAGGCAUAGGCGGUGGAAUCGGAAAAGGAGGAGGAAUUGGUGGCGGUGGAGGAUUUGGUAAGGGAGGAGGCAUAGGCGGUGGAAUCGGAAAAGGAGGAGGAAUUGGUGGCGGUGGAGGAUUUGGUAAGGGAGGAGGCAUUGGCGGUGGAAUCGGAAAAGGAGGAGGAAUUGGGGCGUUCAAACUUUCUGCAUUCACACCUCUGACAUGGGAAUGGAGUGUUCUGUUGGAUUUCGUCAUUUACUUCGGAGAAGACACAACUUCUUCUGCUCCAAACUCAAACCCCACUUCCUGUGUCCCAUUGAAUCCAGCAAAAACGGGAAAUAAAGGAGAAAAGAAGAAGAAGAGAGAGAUUGAAGAACAGGGUCCUUGUAGAUUCUCAUCGGAUUACUACAGAGUUGGUGCUGUGUUUUGUCUUGGUGGGCUCGCUUAUUCUUCACUAAUCUUGAUCUGGGUAUACGACCUCAAUGGCAUUAGCACUGAUCUUGAUCUGGAUCUUCCAUCGAAUUCUGCAGGAAAGCUUCAAGUGCUGUUGUGA
Molecule: messenger RNA, 1235 nt
Organism: Tarenaya hassleriana
Lineage: Eukaryota; Viridiplantae; Streptophyta; Magnoliopsida; Brassicales; Cleomaceae
Product: glycine-rich cell wall structural protein-like
Exons: 3
Coding region: 66-1235 (389 amino acids)
Source: RefSeq, a predicted model, not a curated record